CAUACCUCAAAGGUUCUCAACGAGGCUAGGUAGCUACUAGCUAGUGUAGCAAGAAAAGACUAGCUUGAUGUUGAAAAUAGUUUUGACCGCUAUUGUACCUGAAUAACCAGUCGUGUUUUCCUGCAUGUGCAGUUUAAAUUAGAACAAAUUAAAAACGAUCAUGGAAGUUGUACGUGAGGGGUCGCCGGUGUAGCCUGGCGAGACUACCUGGAAGUGCCUCGUCAAUGUUUUUUUUGACGCGUUCCGUAGUUAUCGUUGGAAAAUGUUGUACCUUGUAUGUUGCUAUGUCACACUCAGUGGUGUAAAGUACUUAAGUACAAAUACUUUGAAGUACUACAUAAGUCGUUUUUUGGGUGUUCUGUGGGGGUGACCAUGGUUUGAGUGAACAAAGAUGUCUGCCCGGAUUCCGCUGGUCCUCCUGGCCUGCGGCUCCUUCAACCCCAUCACCAACCAGCACAUGCGGCUGUUCGAGCUGGCCAGGGAUCACCUGCACCAGACAGGUCAGUUCCAGGUGGUGGGCGGGAUUGUGUCUCCGGUGAGUGACGGCUAUGGCAAGCAGGGCCUGGUGUUGGCCAAGCACCGCAUCGCUAUGGCAAGGCUGGCACUGCAGAGUUCAGACUGGGUCUCUGUUGACGAUUGGGAGAGCCAGCAGCCCGACUGGACAGAGACAGUGGUCACAAUGAGGUACCAUUAUGGUCGGAUACUGAAGCAGUACCAAGAGGGCACAGGGAAGGACAGUGGUCCAACCACAAACUCCCAUCAUCUCACAAGCUCCUCUCCCAGGCUGAAGCUGCUGUGCGGAGCUGACUUCCUGGACACCUUCAAGGUGCCAGGCCUGUGGCUGGACGACCACGUGGAGGAGGUGGCAGGCCUCUUCGGCCUGGUCUGUGUCAGCCGGGGGGGCCUGGAGCCUGAGCGCGCCGUGCACGAGUCGGAGACACUUUCACGCCAUUGGCGAAACAUCAUCCUGGUGCGCGAGUGGGUCCGCAACGAGACCAGCGCCACGGAGAUCCGGCGAGCCCUGAGACGAGGCCUCAGCGUCAAGUACCUCCUCCCAGAUUCUGUCAUCAAGUAUAUCCACCAGCACAACCUCUAUACCGGGGAUAGUGAGCUGAAGAAUAAGGAUGUGCUAUUGAGGCCGCUUACCAAGCAGACAGAGAUGCCUGUGAAAACUCUGGAUGACUGACUGAGAGACUGCCAUUGGCCUUCAUUGAUGGAAGCAUAUAAUGUGCCAAUAGCAGAUACAUCUACUGACUGUGCGAGGACAGGCCAUGUGGCCCAUAACUAUUUCACUUCUGUCAUCUCAGUUGGAUAUGUGGCACACCACACGCACAAUGUUUUGCCAUCAGUGGUUGCCUUUUUUAUAAGCAGAUUUAUACACAUUUGUUAGUGUUGGAAAACUUGAUGUAACAGCAAAGACAUUUGUGCAGCAGUGCAGAUGACUAGAGAGACCAGAUGAGAAUUGUGAUUGACGCGGUGGAUUGUAGUAAGCUGGACUAGUUUAGGAUGCUCCUAAACUAUUGCUGACAUGUAAUCUGUUUUGGAAGAGAUGACAUCAUCACCCCCAACAGCCCGCAGAUACAGCCCGCAGAUACAGCCCGCAGAUACAGCCCACAGAUACAGUGCUGGUUGGCUAGUCUACAUGAUCGGAUUAUUAUGGAUAAGAGCGAGAAUAUUUUUCAUUUGUCAAAAGGCAGUCAAGCAUCAAUCAUCAUGACACCAGAAUAAGAUCCUCGAUAUUUAUUGGAAAUGAGCAUCAAGCUCAUCACCGUGCACUUUCAACACCCUGUAAAGCUCAUCAUAACUGUAGCCUAAUAAACUGCAUUGCUUUCUCGAGUCGUAGUGGGAGGACCACACACCACUCCAAGUUUACUUGGAUAUGAUGAUGAUAUCACUAUUUGCACAUAAAGGCAUUUCCUCCACA
Messenger RNA from Salmo salar (Atlantic salmon), 1924 nucleotides. RefSeq names its product nicotinamide nucleotide adenylyltransferase 3 (gene nmnat3). Gene Ontology annotation, biological process: NAD+ biosynthetic process. Gene Ontology annotation, molecular function: nicotinate-nucleotide adenylyltransferase activity; nicotinamide-nucleotide adenylyltransferase activity. Gene Ontology annotation, cellular component: mitochondrion. The record is from RefSeq and is a predicted model, not a curated record. Lineage: Eukaryota; Metazoa; Chordata; Actinopteri; Salmoniformes; Salmonidae.